Molecule: messenger RNA, 2531 nt
Organism: Stylophora pistillata
Lineage: Eukaryota; Metazoa; Cnidaria; Anthozoa; Scleractinia; Pocilloporidae
Source: RefSeq, a predicted model, not a curated record
AGGUAUUGUUUUAUUUGUUUGUUCCACUUGGAUGAGCGCAUAACACCACGUCAAACAUGGGUGCAGGUAUGAAUAAUUGCCAUUGUAGCAGCUCGAUUUGUUUUCAGAAGGAAGGCGGCGUAUCGUGGUUUUGUUUAUUUUCGCUUGGGAUUGAAAGUUUUGUUCCAUGUUAUGCUAAGGUUUGUUGACAAGGAAAUAUCACGAUAUACUGACAAGAACACUUUACAGCCAUCAGUCAAAAAGAAAUGAAGCAUUGUCAAAUGGUGGGCUGCAUUUAAAUGUGCUAUCGUGAAGUUAUGCAGCAAGAGCGUGGUAUCAAAGACAACACGGUAAACUUUUCAACAAAAGCGGAGAAGAUACAUGAUCAAAGCGAUGAAGGGCCGGAGGAAGUCUUUACUAAGACCAAGCACGGCCGAGCGCGUUUAUUAAGAAGAUGCACAUCACAGAAUCUUUUGUUAAAUGAAAAUCAAAAGGAUAGCGGUGAGGGGCAAAACAGACGAGACUCAUUUAUUUCGUCCAGAAGUAGCGUUGUGUUGUUCGCGAGGCCGGUCUCUAGCUCUACCAAUAACCACGGUGCACCUGCGCUGUUUCCUCGCCCCAAAUCAAGCCUCAUGGAGACUUCAGGAAGUUUAAAAACCAGGAAAGCAAGUGACUCUGACUCUGAUCGAUUAACGAGAAGGAGAAGUUCAAACUCUUCGUCGUCAAAAGCUUCAGUGCCGUCUCUGAGGAGAUCGAGUUAUUUUAGCUUACAGAGUCUUCGACGUACAAUCGUAACUGAGAAUGGAGAAGCGAAACAUUUAAAAAAGAAAGGGUCUCGGGAAGAUUUCAGCAGGUUUUUUAAGGGAAUGGUCACAGUAGUAGACGAGGAGGAGAUGGAAGAGAAACGACAACUGGCUCUCGCAAGGUUUCGUCGGGCUGUAUAUCUGAUUCGUAUUUUCAGUACCUUGUGUCUUAGCAUCAGACGAUAUGCUGACCAAGACAAAUCUCGACAGUAUGAUUUUUACUACAUUAGAGACAUUUUAAUGGGAGACGAUGAUGGAGCAACUACAGUGAAGGAAGCGCCCAUAACGUUUAACAAGCACCUUUUCUCAAGGGAUAACACGCUUCAUUUUCCAUUAUGGGCUCGUUUGAUUUGUGCGAAGAAGCCAGAUCAUAGAACCGAGGCUGAAAUGAACAAGCUUGUUACACUUUUGCGUGGGAUGAAGAGCUUUGGAAAGUUCUCCCGUGAAUCACAGCGAAACUUGUGUCAGACAAUGACCUAUGCCUGUUAUGAUCGCAGAAGGCUUAUCGUUAGACAAGGACAUCCGGGAUAUUGUUUCUACUUCAUAGUCUCAGGUUCUGUCUCCGUCACCAUAACUCGGUUGGACUACAAGACAGGAAUCUACGUAACAAACACCGUGGAUGUUCUGGAGAAGAACGAAGCAUUUGGGGAGAUAGCGCUCAUAUCAGAGGAAGCAAAACGAACAGCAACAAUUAUAUGUCGGGAAAGAGUCGAGGUACUUGUGGUGAACAGGGAGACCAUGUUGGAAUACUGUCCAGACGUGUUUCAAAGAGAAUACGAAGAAAAAUUGCAAGUUAUGAGGAGUCAUUCUUUGUUUGACGGCUGGGGAGAUGAUCUUUUGCGACCAUUGAGUUUUCGAUCACAUAUCAGAGAGUUUUCUUACGGGAAGCUGAUCGACGAGGAGUCGACAACUUCGGAAUCGAUUUACUUUAUAAUCAAGGGAAAAAUAGAGAUGUUGCGUCGAGUCGACUUGCAAGCUGUUCUGAAAUCUGACGUCACAAUCAACUUGUACAAGCAUCGACCUCUUCCUCGUCCAAUAGCAUCACUUCCUCGCAAAAAGGGGUCAAAUACAUGCUUCAUCAACGUGGGCUCAUUACAACCAGGGGAUUCGUGGGAUCUAACGACCAUGGGGGCUACUGAUCAAGCAGCUGGUCCGGGGAAUAUUCUAGUGAGCGCAGGAGUUCGAGUUUUAAAAGUUCCCAAGAGGAGAGUUGUGGAGUUAAGCCCUAGAGGACACAUGGAGACAUUUGAAGAAAAUUUUAACCCCAAACACAGAUGUCUGACGGAUGAGGAACUUUAUCGAGAUUAUCUGGCCGCUGAGGCUUGGUUAGACUACAGAAAGAAAGUUGUACGGAAUGUUAUAGACUCUAAAGCGGGGCGCUUUAUUGCGCAUGUUUCUGCCACAGAAAAGGGAUCCUCAGGUUGGACGACGUGGCCUGGUAGCAAGCCUGGAACGUGAUUUUACGAAAUACGAAAAUGUUUGAACUAGAUGAAAAGAGCUGCUUUGACUUAUCUCAGUAUUUACGAUAAAAAACCUCUAGUCCUGACUUAUGUGGAAAAAUCUGGCCAUAACAAAAUCAUGCCUCGCCAAUACAAGAAGAAGAGGAUAUUGAGGGGUGAAGUUACGGCCGUUGCUUUGUCACGCAACGUCGGUGGAGAGAACCCUCUGUUGUCUCCCGACGUUGCGUGAUAAAGAGAGGGAGAAAAAAGUUACUAAUAAAAAGCACUGCGUCGAACACGAUUACAUUUA